AUGUCAACGUCAAAAUCAAAGAAGUCUAAUUAUUUAUCACAACCAGGUGGCAGUGGUCAAGGUGCCAGUACUGCCUCCAGAAAAGGAAACCUUGCUGGUUCUGUAUCAAAGAGUAAAUAUGGUGGAAAUACUGGAGUAUAUGGAAGUACAAGAUCACGGUCAAAUGUCUUGUCAUCAGCAAGCCGCAGAAGUAUUGCUGCAAGGGAAGCUGAGAAAGCAGCGUUGGUAGGAAAGCCACCAGUUCAGGUGAUUGAUGAAGCUGGUAACGAUGUGACUCCAGUUCCACUGUUAGGUCAUGAUCACGCCACUGUGAAGAAGAACCAGAGUAACAUUCUGGAUAGCUCUGCUGGAACACCUACAGAUCUCAUGUCCCAAGCUUCCAUAUACAACACAGCCAAUGUGACUGCCAGUACAUUUGGUGGUGGCCCAUUCACAAGGUCAGUAUUUAGUCAGUCACAGGGUACAGGGACAGACUCCAUGAUGGGUGGAGAAGAUGAGAUUACAGAGCCUUCUUCAGAACAGACAGCCUGGGCAGACAUUCGUCACAAGCGAGAGGAGGUGAAGGAAACACUGACAGAGGCUGACUUAGAGAAAGAAGUUGACCUGACCUUGACAGAGACUGAAACAAUAUGGCUGCUAGACCUUCCCACUAUCUGUGUGUCUACAGAGUCAGAUGAGGCGGCAGGCAUCAAAAAGAGAAUUGAAACGUACCAAGAAUUGAUCAAGAGCAGAGUUGGCAAUGACAGAUACAUGGAGAGAGGAAUGAACACAUUUAACGAGCCACCCAAAUUUAAAACCAUCCAGACCAACAAAAUUUCAUAUAAUGAUGUUGGUAUCACAGCUACCACAUGGGACAUGUAUGAUACAUAUGAGGAACAGGAUAAGGAAAACAAAGGUUUACCAGAAAAUGAGAAGAAAGACGAUAAUGGUGAAGAAGAGGGUACAAUUAGUCGGCCUACAAGUCCUAAGGAUGGAGAUGGCACAGAAGAGACCAGCUCACAGACAAAUAGCCAGGAAAAACCAGUACUCACACGAGAAGGUUCGGCCAAGGCAAGGUCUUUACAAUCAAGGGGAGAGAGUCGAGCAACUAUGUCCUCAGUGGCAGGCUCAGAGAGUAUUUUUGCAAGCAGAGAAACUGGCGUGUCUUCCAUGCCAGCGGCAGACCUUACAGCAAUAGAGGAAGACAAAAUCUUAAAGUCGGAUUGUUUCAAAAGAGAUUUAUUCAUCAUGGAAAGAGUUAUUAACUUAAAUACCUACCAGCCAAAGCAAGCUUGUUACAGAGGAUAUGAUAUUGUGCCAGACAUUGACAAUGCCAGUGAAGCAGCUAACCCCACCCAGCAGAUAAGUGUGGCCGACAUGGGACCUAAUGUUGACCGGCUAUGGGCCUACUCCUGUCCGAUGACCAAAGGCCGUAAUGUCAGCUGCAUGACAUGGAACAAGCUCAACCCGGAUCUUAUUGCCAUUGGUUAUGGACAGUUUGAGUUUUCAAAUCAGAAAUCUGGCUUGAUCUGCUGUUGGUCCCUGAAGAAUCCUGAGUUUCCUGAGCGUGUGUAUACAUGUAAAGAAGGGGUGACAGCUAUUGACUUCUCACGGAGUAAUCCAAACUUGUUAGCGGUAUGUAUACACAUAUUUCCUAUGGUCAAUAUCUCAAUAUCUGACAGCCACAUCCCCGGGAAGCACACAGCACCUGUAUGGCACAUUCGAUGGAUAGAAAAAGAACGAGGAUCAGGUGAAGACCGCACAGAGGUACUUGUUUCUAUCUCCACAGACGGGAGAGUGACACAGUGGUCCAUCAGAAAAGGAUUUGAAAGCUAUGAUUUAAUGAGGCUGAAAAGAAUGCCAACCAGGAUGGGAGGUAAAAAAGAAAAGAAGGGCGAGGCUUUCAUUUCUAGACAUGCUGGAGGACUGUGUUUUGACUUCCAUAGCAGAGAUUCUAAUAUUUAUCUAGCUGGGACAGAAGAAGGCCACAUUCAUAAGUGUUCAUGUUCCUAUAAUGAGCAAUAUUUGGACAGCUACACAGGUCAUAAUGGUCCAGUCUACAAAAUGGAGUGGUCUCCCUUCGUCAAUGAUAUUUUCCUCAGUUGCAGUGCAGAUUGGAGUAUUCGGUUAUGGCACCAAGAGAGAAAUAAACCAAUCCUUAGCUUCUUCUCACUUAACAAAUCAGUGUAUGAUGUAACAUGGUCACCACGAUCGUCCACAGUGUUUGCCUGUGUGAAUGAGGGGCGAGUUGAAGUAUGGGACCUUAGCCUAAGCACGCUCGACCCACAGAUAGUCAGCAACCCUACAUCUGGAGCCAAACAGACUGCAGUGACAUUUGCCAAAAACUCUGAGUGUAUCCUGGUUGGUGACAGUGAGGGACAAGUGACGGUGUACGAGUUGAGAUGUAUGCCGGAGCCUCCUGAGAACCAGGCUGACGCACUAAACAACGUGAUCAAAGCAUCACUGGCUACACAGCUUCAAACAGAAACCACCGAGGAGAAGGAGGAGGAGGAAGGAGUUAAGGCUGAUGAGUGAUCACGGUGUUGAGUGUCGUCCCGAUGAUCUAGGAUUGGUUGUAUAAGACAUGUGAUCUGUACCGAGUGCUAGGUUGUCAAGGAAACUGGUGUCAUGUGAUUAAGAUACAAGAGCAAGCAAAUAAAACCAUACAACAGACAUUCCUUCACAUAUUUUGAUGUUGCCUUGAUUUUGGGACCAUCAAAAUAUUGUUGAACUUGAAUUUUGUGAAAGAAAUUGCAAAAUUAACUGACACUGUAGUUGUGCUUAGUUUUCCAAGUUUUUUGUCAGCUGCAAAAA
Messenger RNA from Ylistrum balloti, 2793 nucleotides. Its product is annotated as dynein axonemal intermediate chain 4-like. The record is from RefSeq and is a predicted model, not a curated record. Gene Ontology annotation, cellular component: axonemal dynein complex. Gene Ontology annotation, biological process: cilium movement. Gene Ontology annotation, molecular function: dynein light chain binding; dynein heavy chain binding. The coding region runs from base 1 to 2514 and encodes 837 amino acids. NCBI's taxonomy places the organism in Eukaryota, Metazoa, Mollusca, Bivalvia, Pectinida, Pectinidae. The transcript is spliced from 24 exons.